UUUACACGUCGAGGUCUCGAGCCCGUUAUUCUCGUUCACCCUGCAAAACUCGCAUUUACGCCGUUUUAUGGAGAAUUCCUACAAGAGUAAGCGCAGGUCUUUCAGUAAUAAAAUAUGCUCCGUGCCCAUGUGCAGCAACAGGACGUCUAAGACGAUCUCUCUGCACAAAUUCCCCCGGGACAAGCGUUAUCGCGACCUAUGGGCCAGACUUUUUCGAACGAGGAUCGUCACGAAAAACGACUACGCCUGCAACGCCCAUUUCGAGCCGAACUGCUUCUUCGCCACAAAAAAGGCUGUGAGGAGGAAGUUGAAAAAGGACGCGAUCCCCUCGUUGAAUCUGCCGGACAAAAAUUACUGGAAGACCGCCUCAGCGAGGAAGAAGGAAGCGAGAAAGAUCAGGAGGAUCAAGUUCUGGAGGGCGAAGAACAACCUGAAAAUCGACGACUUGCCACCGGAGCCGGACACGGACGAAGACGGAAACGAAGGCCUACCACUUCCGAUCACGGACGGAGACUUUGCCGUAGAGGAACCGGCGGAAGACGAAGGAUUGCCAUUGCCCAUCGAAGAAAUACAGACGCCAGAAAACGACCUACAAAGUUUCAGUGAAGACAUGGAUUCUUCCAGUGACGACAGGACGAAAGUGAAAAGGAACAGCAGGUCAUAUUGCAGUGUGCCUCAAUGCGGGACAUACGGCAGCUCAAAUAUCCCUAUGCAUUUUUUCCCGAAAGACAAGAAAGAAGCGAAGAAGUGGCAGAAGGUCCUUAAAAUACGAAAACCGCUGAGCGCUUAUAUGCUCGUCUGCGGCCAACAUUUCAAACCGACCGACUAUCUGCCUAAGAGGGCAGACCAAAAAUGCGGGAGGUUGAAAAGAGGUGCCGUUCCAAAUUUGAAUCUUCCCUCUAUGAGUCGGGAAGCAGCAAAAUCUAUCCAAAGGAGGCUGAGAGAAGUGGCAGAAGAAUACGCACACAUGAUGUUUCUUAACUGUCCAAAGGACCCGGUUAUCAGGAAUGAGUGCCUUUUGAAGCUACAAUCAAAAAUACCCGGUUUGAGUUACACUUCGAAAAUUAGAAAACUCAGACAAGUAGAUGAAAAAACCGUAUCUGCUGUCGAGGCGAAGCUGGCCGAGUUAAAAGCUAAGAAUGAAUGUAGAAUACAGAUCAAACAGGAAAUGAAAUCAGAUGAUGAGAUCAACUCUAAUGAUACGAAUGAUUCAAAUCAUUACGGCAUAACAUAUGAGGAGAUUCAAAUGCAGGAACUGAUGGAGGAUUUGAAAAAUGAGCCGGAAGAUUCUGAUAUGGAGGGAUACAGCCCUUUAAACAUUCCUGACGAGUACCAAGAAGACACAAUGCCAAACGAGACGAAAAUUAUUAAACGCCGUAUUACAGAUCAAGAGCUUGUUAGAUUAUUUUUGACGAAUGCCAGUUUAAUCAAGAGGUUUCUCAAGGAUAAGACUUUGCUCCAGAAGUAUCUCGAUGUUGCCGAGGAAGUGCAAAAAUCUGUAAACAAAGACAAGAAGGAUGAUUGUUCUGUGUUUGGAGAUUUUGUAGCGAAAAAACUCAAGGAACUGCCCACGCCUGAUUUAAGAAAAGAACUUCAGACUUGGAUUCAAAGGGGAAUUGAAUGCAUUGCUAAUAUCUAAAAGAACAUUUUUAACUAACACUAAAUGUAGUGUCUAUGUAUAUAUUGUUUGUAAUAUAAAAGACCAACUGUUGUAAAUAAUAAAUUUAAUAAGUCAUUGUUUUA
This is a messenger RNA of Cimex lectularius (bed bug), 1743 nucleotides long. RefSeq lists its product as uncharacterized. Lineage: Eukaryota; Metazoa; Arthropoda; Insecta; Hemiptera; Cimicidae. The coding region runs from base 68 to 1639 and encodes 523 amino acids. The transcript is spliced from 8 exons. The record is from RefSeq and is a predicted model, not a curated record. Gene Ontology annotation, molecular function: sequence-specific DNA binding.